AUGGACCAUUCCAAGAAGAAACCGUCUUUGCCUCGCUUGACCACCAACAUUCCCCUACUACAGAAACCCCCUAAUGCAUCGUGUAAUGCUGUACCAAACCCUGUCGAUGCCAACGCACCCCCGAUCAUCAUGCCCGAGAGGCCAGCGAGAACUUCAUCAAUGUUCAAGGAGGAAAAACACGAUAAGGAGAACAUCGCGCCUGCCACACGUUUUGCGUCAGAGAGCAUGCCCAUCUAUCUUUCCCAGAAAAGCGUGGACGAUUCGCCGUUAACAAAGGUGAAAAAGUUGUACUACGAAGACGCAUUUACGGCCCGUGGAUCGCACAAUUCCCCCAAAGACCGCGUAACACAUGAAUCGGUUGUUGUCGUUGAGCUCAAGACCAACACUCAAGGAAAGGAUGAUACACCCAAGUUACUGUCGGAUUUCGCCCACUUCCUUGCCCAGGUCUAUCAGCGUCCGGAAACAUCAAUGCUAGUCACCAUCGACCAGAACGCUGACCUGAUUUUCGGAAAUACGUCCGGGUCGGCGUACCUGUUGAAGAUCACGGCUCUCUCGAGUCUGAUCGGACCGCUGACCAACCUCCGCAACACCGGCCUAAUUCAGUCAUCCAUUCAAGAAAUGUUUGGCAUCGCCCCCGACAAAGGGGUGGUGAUCUACACUCCAGCGAGCGAAGACAAUCUUGCAACUAAUGGGAUGACCGCCAGGAGUGAGAUCGACCGCCUCGAACAAAUUGAUUCUAGCAAUAGUCCCUCGAUCCUCAAGUCUAUCUCGCGAUCCAUGAGUCGUCGCAUAAAAUCGAGCAGCGGCAGCAGUGCUCCGAUCUCUCUCACUUCAGUCAUGAGCCCUGACGUCACAAGCCCUACUUCAACUUCGCCCGUUGCCUUUACUUCAGGUCAUGUCUCUCCACCGAAGCCACACCAGACAGACGAAAAAGAGCCGAUGGAGUCACCAAAGAGGGAAUCAAUCAGGCAGGUCUCAUCCAAGGAUGAGAGAUGCGAACAAACCUUGAAGAAAAGAGAGAGCUUGAAAAGUUUUGUUAACCGUCGUUUGGGCGAAUUGGGCGAGCUGACCACAAAGAAGCCCUUCGCAGCCACAAAGGGAAAGAAGGAUUGA
Messenger RNA from Penicillium verrucosum, 1113 nucleotides. Its product is annotated as MIF domain protein. Gene Ontology annotation, molecular function: phenylpyruvate tautomerase activity. NCBI's taxonomy places the organism in Eukaryota, Fungi, Ascomycota, Eurotiomycetes, Eurotiales, Aspergillaceae. The transcript has 2 exons. The record is from RefSeq and is a predicted model, not a curated record. The coding region runs from base 1 to 1113 and encodes 370 amino acids.